Molecule: messenger RNA, 1846 nt
Organism: Patiria miniata (bat star)
Lineage: Eukaryota; Metazoa; Echinodermata; Asteroidea; Valvatida; Asterinidae
Gene: psmd14
Product: 26S proteasome non-ATPase regulatory subunit 14
Exons: 7
Coding region: 126-1061 (311 amino acids)
Biological process (GO): protein deubiquitination; proteasome-mediated ubiquitin-dependent protein catabolic process
Cellular component (GO): proteasome regulatory particle, lid subcomplex
Molecular function (GO): proteasome binding; metallopeptidase activity; protein binding
Source: RefSeq, a predicted model, not a curated record
GUCACCCUGCCUGCAGCCUGACCGUGCAUGUUAAGUCGUCGCGUCGAGGUGAGAGGUAUGCGGUAACUCUUUUGCGGAUUUCUCCAAAUCUAAUAAGCAAAGAUAGAAAAAAAAGCUGAAUUGUGAUGGAUCGACUACUGAGAUUGGGUAAUGGAAUGCCAGGCAUGGGUGGACCAGGUGGAGCCAGUGAUGCUCCAGUUGUCGACACAGCAGAACAGGUCUAUAUCUCAUCACUAGCACUAUUGAAGAUGCUGAAGCAUGGAAGAGCUGGAGUUCCAAUGGAAGUGAUGGGUUUAAUGUUAGGAGAGUUUGUUGAUGAUUACACAGUCAGAGUCAUUGAUGUCUUUGCAAUGCCACAAUCUGGAACGGGAGUAAGUGUGGAAGCAGUGGAUCCAGUAUUUCAGGCAAAGAUGUUAGAUAUGCUCAGGCAAACAGGCAGACCAGAGAUGGUAGUUGGUUGGUACCACUCCCACCCUGGCUUUGGAUGCUGGUUGUCCGGUGUCGACAUCAACACACAACAGAGUUUUGAGGCAUUAUCAGACAGAGCUGUGGCAGUAGUCGUUGACCCGAUACAGAGUGUGAAGGGUAAAGUGGUCAUCGAUGCGUUCAGACUCAUCAAUACUAACAUGAUGGUGCUGGGGCAGGAACCGAGACAGACGACCUCCAACUUGGGUCAUCUCCAGAAACCAUCUAUACAGGCACUCAUACAUGGCUUGAAUCGUCACUACUACUCCAUUGCUAUCAACUACAGAAAGAAUGAACUCGAACAGAAGAUGCUGUUGAAUCUGCACAAGAAGAGCUGGAUGGACGGUUUAACUCUGAGAGACUACAACGAGCAUUGUAAGCUGAACGAGAAGACAGUCAAGGAGAUGCUGGAUCUUGCUAAGAGCUAUAAUAAGGCAGUGGAGGAAGAGGACACAAUGACCAAGGAACAGCUUGUUGUCAAAAAUGUUGGCAAGUUGGAUCCUAAGAGACAUCUUGAGGAACAUGUUGAAGUCUUGAUGACUGCCAAUAUUGUGCAGUGUGUUGGUGCCAUGAUGGACACUGUUGUAUUUAAGUAACAAGUUGCUUACAUGUAUAUCAAUCCUUGGAGGACCACAAAGAUGGCGGCGGAAUGCAAAAGAUCUAAAACUUGUUAGGAAUGUGUCAGUUGUCAAAGUGUUCUGCUGAACUUGGGUCUACAAAAUCACCAACUACGCGCAUGUUGUGUAUUUGGUAUCCUUUGAAAGGGUCAUUUUAAAACAACGUGUAAAUUCUUUCACAUUGCAAAAGGUUUGUGUUCCGUGAUGGCAAGUGAAACAAAAGAUAAUUUCCUCUAUAACUUAUUCAAGAUGGAGUGUUCUACAUUGAAGAUUCCUCUUGAGCCUCGCAACAUUCUUUUUUGGAUUUCAGACCUAUGUGACUGCUUAUCUCUAUGAAAUACGUACUGGCAACAUGGACAUUUUUGUCAAGCUUAAAAUUCUCUUAACUUGCCUUUUUGAGGAGUAUACAAUUCCAACAACUGUGAGAAAAAUAACAAAACUGUGGUGAGUCCAUCGGCUUUACUAAUCUAUGUGAAAAAGAAUCACCAAAAAAAUCUUAGAUUGCCAGAAGAUUCCACCUCAGUGCCCAAUUUCUUGUACAUGAAUCUGCAAUGCAGUGGGCGAGUUUGUACGUCAAUUAAAUUUGAAGCAAAGUUUGAGGUAGGCAGUUUUUUCACAAAACUCAAUUGCUUGGAAUUUUUGAUGAAGUCAUUUAUUAAAGUAAAACCCAGCAUCUGCUAGUGUUUUUUUUUUGACUGAGAAUAGUAAAGUAUAAAAUGAUGCAAUGUAUGCAGCGCAGGUAUAAAAUAAAACCAUUCUGAAUU